AUGCCUGCUAUCCCAACGGCAGGAGACAACACAUCGCUCGUUAUACGCGCGCUAGCUUUGGACAGCUACUCUCCAUCUGUUGAUCGAUACGCUUACAUACUCUCUUUACUGAGCACCUCUUCUUUCGAAAGGACAGAGUUAUGGACGAUACCGAAGGAACAUGAAUACAUGGGAGUUACCGCAGCUCUUCCACCCGCUUCGCUCUCUCCUUGGCUUUCUAGCGAUAUGGCAUGGACAGGACUUCGACAUGACAGCAAUGGACUCUCCAACGGUAGAAUCAUACCCCUGCAUAACACCAGCAAGAGAGAUGACAAGAGAAAGAAGAGGAGAAGAGUACGAGGUGUUGACUUUCCCUACAACUCUUUAACACGGUAG
Striga asiatica is the source of this 375-nucleotide messenger RNA. NCBI's taxonomy places the organism in Eukaryota, Viridiplantae, Streptophyta, Magnoliopsida, Lamiales, Orobanchaceae. The record is from the annotation of a GenBank genome assembly.